AUGCCUCUGCCUAGCGGCACCAUCCCCCUCGCCCCAGGCGAGCCUGAUUCUCUACCAGCGCCGGCGUUCCUGGUCCGAUUUCCAGAAGAUGCCUGGUCUCAACUCGCCGAAGCAGCGGCAAACGGCGGCGAGGUCAACUUUACCGUUGACGGGGGCAUUAGCCUCAACCUCCCAGGCCAAGACCCUAUACCCCUCGAGGCGCACGGCACCGGUGCGCCGAGCGAGCUGUACUCGUACAAUGAUGGGCAGCUCGAGCCCGUCGGUAGUGCAGCGGGGCGCCUGUCGGUGCCCUUUACGGCAGGAGCAACAUUUCGCGCAGCCGAAAAGAUGGCGCAGAAGAAUGUUGCGUUGGAGCGCCAGCGUGCGCAGCGUGCAGAGCGCGUGACGGGCAAGCCUGUCGUCGCAAGUGCGUUUACCGCGCGCCCUGUUGAGCCGUCCAACUUUCACGCGUCGCCUAUUCCGUCGCACGUUCCUAUGGCUCGAACACAGAGUGGACCGGCGUCCAUGUCGACAGAGCGCAUUCCGCUCAAGACUCGUGUCGUCCAGCACCUUGCUCUGGGCCCAUCGACGAUGCAGGAGAUCAUCGACAAUGUCGGGGGUGAUACGACCGAUAUCGGUCGCACGGUCAACGUUAUUGGCGAGCCAUGUGGCGGUGAGCCAGCCAAGUUCAGGCUGCGUCCAGCCCAGUAUGCGAAGAUCAAGAUUGCCGACUGGAAGUACACGUAUGACGAGGUUGUCACUGUCGUUGCAUUAGCGCGUCAGGCGUUUGAGGAGAUCCAGCUUCCGGCCGACGAUUGGGCGCGCAGUGCACUUGAUAAGAAGGAGACGGAGGCGCUGGCGACGGCUCCGCGCGAGCGAUCACCGCCAGAAAUCAAGCUUCCCCCCAAGGUUGUCUCACCGCCAAAGGCCAUGGUCGUUUCCCCUCCCAAAGCGAUCUCUUCAUUGCCUCCCAGUCGUGCCGAGUCGCCGGCACCGGGAGCUCCUGCAACGAAAAAGGCCGCCAAGGACAACGCGCAGCGUACCAAGGUCGGCAAACAGAUCGCCAAGAUGCGCAGUGAGCACGUUGCUAAGCGCGCGUCGAGCUUGCCCAACACGAAAAGCGCGGAUGGCACUGCGAGCCCGCGCCUGGGUCCGACGAGCCCCGAGGGGACGUCGCCGAAGAAGGAGCCUUCUCCCCCUAAACGAGCAAAGGCAGUCAAGGAGAAACCACCAUCAAAGGUGGAGAAGAAGUCAAAGUCACCGCCCGAGGCCAAGCCGGCUCUCUCCAAGGAGCGCCAGGUGAGCGGCAAGCGCGCACGGGACUACACAAGCUCCGAGGAUAGCGACAGCAACAAUGACCGUGGACAUGGGCGCGGUGUGCCACCGACUGCGAACGGCAAGAAGGCGAAGACGAAGACCGCCGCCAACGGGAAUGCCAAGAAGCGCCCGUCUCCCGAGUACACCUCGUCGGAAGAUGAAGGAGCCAAGCGGCAGCGGACGGUGAAAGAGAAGGAAAAGGGCCGCGAUGAGGAGCGCACACUGCCCAGCUUUAAGCGCCGUGUGCCAACGUCCCGCGACCUCGAGCGCGAGAAAAAGGCCAACGGGCACGCGGUGGUCGAUCGCUCACCGCGGACACCCGCUGUCAAGAACCAUGAGGCUCUGCGUCGACGCUUCGAGGAGCUUCUACCUCAGUACCACAAGCUGAAGGAAUCGGUGGCUGGUCAAUUCAACGCCAACGAGGCUCUGAAAGGGGGCGAGAUGCCUUCGAUUGCGUGCAUGGAUGAGGCUGAGGCGGCGCGUGCCGUGGAGCAGUUCCGAGCGUUGCACCGCGAGCUGCAGGAGAUCCAGCGCGAGUUUUACAGCUAA
Molecule: messenger RNA, 1845 nt
Organism: Cutaneotrichosporon oleaginosum
Lineage: Eukaryota; Fungi; Basidiomycota; Tremellomycetes; Trichosporonales; Trichosporonaceae
Source: RefSeq, a predicted model, not a curated record